Messenger RNA from Hippocampus zosterae (dwarf seahorse), 2504 nucleotides. Its product is annotated as hyaluronan-binding protein 2-like. Gene Ontology annotation, molecular function: serine-type endopeptidase activity. Bases 62 to 1834 code for a protein of 590 amino acids. Lineage: Eukaryota; Metazoa; Chordata; Actinopteri; Syngnathiformes; Syngnathidae. The record is from RefSeq and is a predicted model, not a curated record. Gene Ontology annotation, biological process: proteolysis. The transcript is spliced from 13 exons.
AGCGAUCUGCUGCCUGCCACAUACUCUCAUUUGUCUGCGUGUCCACUCAUCUGCUGCCAUCAUGAACCUGAAGCUCCUCUUCUUUUGCCUCUUUCUUGCCGUGAUCCUCAUCCCAGCCGAAAUGAAACCUAAAAACCAUAAUUGUACUCAUGAUCAUGACCAUGACCACGAUCAUGUUCACGUUCGUCGAGAAGUCAGGCAUAGUAAACAUGGAAACCGUGCAAAAUGGAGAGAACGAUUUACUGACAUACUGAAUGACCCGUUCUUUGGAAUUUUGGAUGGGGCUCUGGAUGAUGAAGAUGACAACGACGAUGACCCAAGUGAAUGGCUCUAUGACCUACAAGAGCCAGCAGGUCGAUGUAACCCGAACCCUUGCCAAAAUAAUGGUGUCUGCAAGGAAAAAGGAAAACAUAAAUUUAAAUGCGACUGCCCAAAACAUUUCAAAGGAAGACGCUGCGAGAGAGCACCAAAGUUUUGCAAGAGAGGUAUCUGUGGCCGUGGUGAGUGCGUGGUGACUUCCACUCGACCUUUUUAUGAGUGCAAAUGCAAGCAUCCCUUCCAGCCGCCAUACUGUAAAACAUAUAGUCUUUGUGAGCCGAAUCCAUGUAAGAAUGGCGGAAGGUGCAUCAAGGAUGGAGAUGACUUUGACUGCGAGUGUCCUUCGGGGUUCAGAGGUCGUUUCUGCCACGUUGGCCCAAAUGACUGUUAUGACGAUGAUGGAGAGUCGUAUCGUGGCACCGUGAGCGAGACAGUUAAUGGCAACGAAUGCCUCUAUUGGAACUCUCACUUCAUCCUGAAGAAUGGAGUCGAUCCUUUCAACUCAUUUGAGGACAGUGAUGGCCUUGGCCCUCACAACUUCUGCAGGAACCCAGACGGCGACUUGACGCCAUGGUGUUUCUUCAGAAGAGGGCAAAAGCUGCUGUGGAACUACUGUGAUGUAAACGAGUGUUCUGAAGAAGGAAUGGUCCCUUCAGCGUCCCCAGACCAAAAGCCCACUCAGCCUCCGGAACCAAGUGACACCUCACCCACUAUCGCACCAUCUCGAAAACUGUUCAGCACUUGUGGGAAGCCUCAGCCAAAGAAAGUCGUAACCCGAAUUUUUGGGGGAUUGAAGGUAUCCCCUGGAGCAUUACCUUGGCAGGUGUCGCUGCAAGUGAGACCUAAGAGAUCCACCCGGCAGUUCAAGCACAUCUGUGGAGGUGUUCUUAUUGAAAGCUGCUGGGUACUGACAGCCGGACAUUGCAUCGAGCGGGGAUCUGACAUGCAGGUGGUUAUGGGAAGACUCUCCCUGGACACUGAGGAACCCACUGAACAGAUCAUUAAUGUUGAAGAGGCUAUUGUGCAUGAGAACUACAGGGAGACUCCAGUAUCAGUUCACAAUGACAUCGCAUUGCUGCGACUGGAAAGCACUGAUGGCAUUUGUGCCAAUGAGACCCAGUUUGUGAAGGCAGCCUGUCUGCCCGAAGAGCCGCUAGAUGAUGGGGAGGAAUGUACCAUUUCUGGAUGGGGUGCCACUGAGGAAUCCGAAUAUGGUUCCAACCAUUUGCUGGAGGCUAAUGUUCUACUGAUCAACCAAGCGAAAUGCUCUGACAGCAACAUUUAUGGAACAGCUUUGGAUAACACCAUGUUUUGCGCUGGCCAUCUAAAAGGAGGGAUCGAUUCCUGCCAGGGUGAUUCUGGAGGGCCGCUGACCUGUGAGCAGAACAAUACCCAUGUUGUUUAUGGUUUGGUGAGCUGGGGAGACCAAUGUGGACAGAAGAAUAAGCCUGGGGUGUAUGCACGGGUCUCUCACUUUCUGGACUGGAUCAAAUCAAAAAUUCAAGCGUCAUCUUAAUAAGGAGCAUCUACUGUAUUACUGUGUCGAGUAGAACUUAGGGCUUGAACCUCACUCUUAUGAGUCGGGUUUGGUGUUUGUGCAGUUGUCGUACUUUUUACUCUGAAUGUAAGUAUAUAUAACCCAGUCAUGUACUUAUAAGGAUAACAUCUUGAAGUGUUCUGCACAUUUGGCAAUGAUGUGAAGCUUAUAAUGAUGAUGAUGAUGACCUACAUAAUAGCUUCUAAAUGCCCGACACACAGCUUUACUUGUUUGGUUUAAUUGAUUAAAAAUGACUUAUGGAGGUAAUUUUACUCAAAAGGUUCAAUUUGGCUGUGUUCACACACAUAUACAUAAAAGAUCGAUUUUAUUAAUCUAUACGUGGACAAAUGGGCACACAAGACCUCAAAAUACAACUCAAUAGGAUGCCAUCUCUCAUUUUCUCUAUCAUCUAUCAAGACGCGUGAAGAUGCAGUGUCACACCUACAUUGACGCUUAACUAGGUCGAUUUUUCAUACAGGUUGCCUGUGCAAGGUACACUGACAUGUGACACCAAAGGCACAAAUGACCUCGGUGCUGUGCUGAGGGUCAUGUGGUGAAAAGAACAAGCAAUGCAUGAGUCAUUAACUUGGUGAACUGUGUGACAGUAGUUUGUCCCAGAAAUGAAUACAUUAAAUAUUUACAGUGUAAA